Messenger RNA from Oncorhynchus mykiss (rainbow trout), 3535 nucleotides. NCBI's taxonomy places the organism in Eukaryota, Metazoa, Chordata, Actinopteri, Salmoniformes, Salmonidae. The record is from RefSeq and is a predicted model, not a curated record.
AAAUAGAUAACGAAACUAAAUAGCGGAAUGUCCGGCGUUUAUUAGAUUGGUUGGUUUACAAGGGAAUUGGGUAUAAAUAAGGAUUUACAACAGAUGGCGUGUGGUGCCGUUUGACUCGCUCCAAACACAGAGGAUGCUAUAACAACAGGAAAAUAAACCAUGUCGAGCAGGAACACAAGGUCAUCUAAGGGACAGGAGUCGCCGGAAUCCUUCUACACCUAUGAUUUCUGUGACCCAACACAUCCCACGGAGGUUCUAGAAGCCCUCGGAGAAUACUACACAGAAGGCUUGUUCACUGACAUAGCUCUACAGUGCUCUACAGGGGAGCUCUUCCACUGCCAUAAAGUGGCUCUAUGCUCCCAUAGUUCCUACUUCAGAGCCAUGUUCACAGCCGAUAUGAGAGAGAGGUCCCACAGUGUCAUCAGACUAGCUGGGGUAGAUGUGGAUGUGCUGACGACUCUGGUGAACUAUGUGUACACCUCCAAGGCCUCCAUUACCCAGUGGAAUGUAGAGUCUCUGCUGGAGGCUGCAGACCUGCUGCAGUUUGGAGCCGUGAAAACGGCCUGUGAGAACUUCCUGGUUCGUCUCCUCGACGUCGACAACUGUCUGGGCAUGCUCCGUUUCGCCCAGCUCCAUGUGUGUCUGUCCCUGGAGAAGGAGGCACGCAGGGUGCUGCUCUGCCACUUCCACCAGGUGGUGAGAGAGGAGGAGUUCCAGGAGCUGGGGGUGGAGAAGGUGAGGAGCCUCCUGCAGGAGGAGAACCUGGCGGAGGUGUUGAAUGAGGCGGUGCUGGUGGAGGGGGUGGUGAGGUGGCUGGCCCACGAUACUCUUGCCCGCAGGGGACACUUCCAGGAGCUUCUUCACUCCGCCCACUUAGACCUGAAGGAAGAGUACCUCAGGACUGCCUUGGAGCUUCAUAGAGAGUGUCUGGAGACUGACACUGAAGACAUCCACUCUCUAUUUGUCCAAGCUCUGAAGACUGCUUUUAAUAUCAAUAAAAGCCCUUCGGAACACUGCAGAAGGGGCAGGAGACUGACCUCCAGGAUGUUUGUGAUAGGAGGGUACCACUGGCACCCUCUGUCUGAGGUCCAGACCUGGGACCCGGUCACGGACCAGUGGCAGCAGGGGGAGGAUAUGCCAGACCACACCAGGGAGAGUUAUGGAGUUACCCUGCUGGGCUCCAACAUCUACAUUAGCGGCGGCUACAGGACAGACACUACAGAGGCUCUAGAUACAGUGUGGGUUUACAGCAGUGAUACUGAUAAAUGGACACAGGGGCAGCCCAUGCUGACAGCGAGGUACUACCACUGUUCUGUGGGUCUGCAUGGGUGUGUCUACGUCAUAGGAGGGUACAGAGGAGGGGCGCCCAUGGGGGAAACGGAAUUCUAUGACCCCCUGAAAAGGAAGUGGAUUCCCGUAGCUAAUAUGGUACAAGGCGUGGGGAACGCUACGGCCUGUGUUCUGAGAGACACAAUAUAUGUGGCAGGCGGUCACUAUGGUUACAAGGGAAGCUGCACCUAUGAUAAGAUUCAGACCUACAGGGCAGACGUCAAUGAAUGGAGCAUAACAACGACCUGUCCUCAUCCAGAGUACGGCCUGUGCCUGGUGUCACUGCACCCCAAGCUUUACCUGGUGGGUGGCCAGACCACCAUCACAGACUGUUACGAACCGGACAGAGAUGAGUGGAGCCAGCUGGCCAGGACCAAGGAGAGGAGGAUGGAGUGUGGCGCCGUGGCCAUGAACGGGUCCCUGUAUGUCACCGGGGGCUACUCCUACUCCAAGGGCACCUACCUGCAGAGUGUGGAGAGGUACGACCCCGAACAGGACACCUGGGAGAUCGUGGGGAAUUUACCUGGAGCGGCGCGGUCACAUGGAUGUGUCUGUGUUUACAGUGUUUAGAGAGAGAGAGAGAGAGAGAGAGAGAGAGAGAGAGAGAGAGAGUGAGAGAGAGAGAGAGAGAGAGAGAGAGUUCCAGGUUGUCAGUAAUGCAGUUGUGGAUGUGUGUGUGUGUUUAUAGUGUUUAAACUAUAUAUUGUAUUACUGUUGUUUAACACUUAACCAGGCGUUGUGAGAUCGUGUGAACUGCAUUUGAGACGACCUGGAACGUGUCCUUUGUUACUGCUCCAUUCAGAGGACUUUUUCAGACAGCUGAUGGCGUCUGAUCUACCUCAUCCUGUUCUCCUGCUAUAGACACGGGAAUAUUUACUGUGUCCGACUAAGAGAUUUUGGGGCGUGGAAUGUUCCCCGAUGCUGGAAGUGGGGGCCUGAGUGAAAACGUUUAGGAUCCCCUGAAUUAGAGAAAUACCGGUGUGUUGUUUACAAUGAUUUGAUUGUUUUAUACGUUGUAUUGUAAAACUUUUGAAGUUGAAAAUAAUUUAUUGGGUUUUUACUUGACUUAGCCAUUUUGAAUGGCAGCAGCUGACACACAUUGCAAAGCACCACUAGGGGAUUUAUCCUAAAAGAUUUCUUAAUAUUGAUUUCAUUUAUUCAAACAGGAAAAAAGAGGAGUUGAUACCAUACAAAUUAAUGUACAACUUUGCAUAGUUUUCUUUCUUUUAAAUAUAAUUUUAAAAGAAUCACCGGCAGUAGCCUUUCCUGCAGGAAAAUGACCAAAUCGCCCUCUAGUGGCCUCAUGGGUGGAAUGUUAUUAAGAUUUUUCAUAAUUUUAUAAUUAAUAAACCUUUUAGUGGGGUGGGAGGCGCAGAAAAUCUGUUUUUCUAUGUCAAACUGUUGUGUUAUAUUUCAGUCUUCUGUGAUGUAUAUGAAGUGUAAUGUUGGGAUGAAAACUCUAAAUGUAAUACAUUUCAACUUUAUAUCUGACAUGAUACAGGUGUCUUCUGUUGUUAAACCCAUAACCAUGUGUGUGAGGUGGAUACUGUUGUUAAACCCAUAACCAUGUGUGUGAGGUGGAUACUGUUGUUAAACCCAUAACCACGUGUGUGAGGUGUCUUCUGUUGUUAAACCCAUAACCAUGUGUGUGAGGUGGAUACUGUUGUUAAACCCAUAACCACGUGUGUGAGGUGUCUUCUGUUGUUAAGCCCAUAACCAUGUGUGUGAGGUGGAUACUGUUGUUAAGCCCAUAACCAUGUGUGUCCUUUUGAAGAACAAAAACUCAACUACUUUGAGAAGAACAACAUAGGCAGCUCAAGAAACACUCUGCGGAAGGUCAAAGGUUCAAACAAAUUUGGAAAAGAGAAUUAAAUUGAAUGAGUCAUCAUUUCCAUAGUGUCUGUAAAGUCAUUGCUGUUCACAUCCACUCCACUGGGUAAAAACUGGUUGAAUCCACGUUGUUGCCAUGUCGUUUCCACAACAACAAUUCAAUGUGAAAAACUGGAUUUGCAAAAAGUCAUCAAUGUAAGGGAAUUUUGUGUUUUUUUCCCACCCAAGUUUGAACCUAAAUCCGAUGACAGGGUGACAUUUUUUUUGUUGAAUUCACGUUGAAAUCAAGUUAGUUGACAACUCAACCAAAUGUAAAUCAAAACUAGACGUUGAACUGGUGUCUGUGCCCAGUGGGAUAUUUGUGGUUCUGGUGAGU